AUGUUGGUGAUACUCGAAAAUUGUACCAAAUCAUCCGCCGAGUUAGUGGUAAACCCCAGCACUCUGUAUGCUGUUCGCGAUGUAAAUGGCGGUUUCAUUGCUUACAACUCGGCCAAGGUCGACCGCUGGAAUGAACGCUUCCAGCACCUCCUCAACUUUUGUGAGCAACCCAGCACACCCUCCCUCUUCUCAACAGCGGAGUUUCAACCUUCUCCAGCCUACGCAGUGUCGUGUGACCUACCUUCCGGAGAUGAAGUUGCCGAUGCAAUGCAAAGGCUGUGA
Molecule: messenger RNA, 282 nt
Organism: Dibothriocephalus latus
Lineage: Eukaryota; Metazoa; Platyhelminthes; Cestoda; Diphyllobothriidea; Diphyllobothriidae
Source: the annotation of a GenBank genome assembly